CCUUUUAGCGGCAUUCUUCUCUCUUCCACGCUCGCUCGCUCGCUCUCAUAAAGCUAGGAGUGGGGAAAGGGUACCCUCUCUCGGAUCUCAGAUCUGGCACGAAGACCUCCCAGAUCUCGUAUUCGGGCUCUACAAUCUGCCGUUGGAGGUCUUUUUGAGCAAGUGUGUAAGUGCUUGUAAUAUUGUCGGUUCAUAGACCGAUGGCGGCAAGGAGAGCAGUAAAUCCCUCUCGACGCUUGGCUGAUAGUGGAAGUGUUCCACUUGUCAGCUCACUACAUCAGAAGUCACGAACGUCUCCUUUACUAUCGAUUGGGCUGGUUCUCGUGGGCGCAUUUCUUCUCAUUGGUUACUCCUAUAGAGGCUCAGGCGGAUUUGUCAGCGACAAGGAAGCUAUAAGCAGGGAUGGAGGCGGUUCCUGUACAUCAGAAGUUCUACAAGCAAUACCUAUUCUAAAGAAAGCAUAUGGAGACAACAUGCGUAAAGUUUUGCAUGUAGGCCCUGACACUUGUAAAGUGGUUUCUAAGUUGUUGAAAGAAGAUAACGUUGAAGCCUGGGGUGUGGAACCUUAUGACUUGGAGGAUGUUGAUACUAGCUGCAAGACCCUUGUGCGCAAAGGUUUUGUCCGUUUAGCUGAUAUCAAGUUUCCUCUACCAUACAGGCCAAAAUCAUUUUCCCUUGUCAUAGUGUCAGAUGCACUGGAUUACUUAUCUCCAAAGUAUCUUAACAAGACCCUUCCAGAUUUGGCAAGGGUAUCCUCAGAUGGUCUUGUUAUAUUUGCUGGCUAUCCAGGUCAGCAGAGAGCUAAGGUUUCUGAGCUGUCAAAAUUUGGAAGGCCGGCCAAAUUACGGAGUUCAUCCUGGUGGAUACGAUAUUUUGUUCAGAUUGGCUUAGAAGAGAAUGAAUCUGUGAUAAAGAAGUUUGAGCCGGCUGCAAGCAAGCGGUCAUACAAAGGAAGCUGCCAGAUUUUCCACCUCAGCUCAUAGUAUUUAUCUUGCCACAAAAUCAGAGCACAAUGGGGCCUCUUUAGAACUCUAUCGUGUAAGACAUUUUCAUUUGCUUCCGGAGGUUUGCUUGCCUAUUCUCAUUUUAUGUUCUAAUUGUAAGAUUCCAGCUAUUAAUUGAUAGAAUUACUAUGAAAAUCCACGAUUAACUUGUUUUCCUGGUGCCUUACUGUAACUAAUGUUUGAAUUCCCUGUGAUGUAGUCGCAAGACUCAUCUCAGUCAUGUUUUGGUCUUGUUUUUAAAGAAAUGCUGUUUUUGGUGCUGGUAA
This is a messenger RNA of Phoenix dactylifera (date palm), 1270 nucleotides long. Its product is annotated as putative pectin methylesterase CGR2. Lineage: Eukaryota; Viridiplantae; Streptophyta; Magnoliopsida; Arecales; Arecaceae. Gene Ontology annotation, biological process: pectin metabolic process. The record is from RefSeq and is a predicted model, not a curated record. Gene Ontology annotation, molecular function: methyltransferase activity.